AUGAGUCCCGUCGGCGGACCAGGAGGCAACAGACAGCCGGUCGCGCAAGGCGGCGUCAACGGCGACGGCAGCGGCAGCCGAGCGCAUUUACGGACAGCCAGCAGCAGCGGACUCGCGAGAUCACACGGCACGACGCAGUCGGCGCGCGAGAGGCUGGGUCUGUCACGACCCACGCAACAACGCACCACGCCUCAACAGCAACAGCGCGCCCCACAAAAUCAACAACGUCAACAACACCAACAAAACACACCCUCGCGGCCCUCGUCCAGACACAGCGCCAUCCCCGACACCCAGUCGGUCGGCGCCCCGACCUCGUCGUACCGGGCCACCUCGCAUGAGAGCAGCAAGGAAAACAUGGCGCCGCCCGACGCCGAAGAGUACGAGCUGCAGCGGCGGCGCAUCGAAGAGCUCAAGGCCGAGGUGGGCACGCUGCAGUACCAAGUCAACACGUUUGAGCAGGAAAAGGAAAUGGCGCGGCUGCAGCACGACACGGAGCUGAGGGACGCGCGGCGCAAGGCCGAGGACGACUUCAAGCAGCGGCAGGCGGCCGAGGCCGAGCGCGGCGCGGCCGACCGCAAGAUGGCCGCGCUGCACGAGGAGCUGGAGGCGGCGCGCGGCGACCAGGACGCGCGGCAGCGAGACCUCGAGCAGAAGGUGCGGGCGGCGCAGGACGAGGCGCGGGCCCUGCAGGAGCAGCUCGACGACCUAAGCGUUGCCAAGGAGGACGCGGCGCGCAUGGGCGAGCGGCGGGCCGUGGACCUCCAGGAGCAGUUGGCGACGGCACAGCGCCGCCUGCAGGAAGCCGCGCAGGAGGCCGCGGCCCGCGACGCGGCCCUGCAGCAGGCCCAGCAGCAGCUGGUCGCGCGCGAUGCCCAGACGGGCCAGCUCGAGGCCGAGGUGCUGCGGCUCAAAGCCCAGACGGGCGAUGCGGCGACCAUGGAGAUCAUCCGGCGCGAGCUCAAGGACCAGGUCAACCACAUCCGCGCCCUCGAGGCCACCAACCGCGACCAGCUGACCGAGCUGCGGCACCUGCGGCAGGCGCACAAGGCGGUUGAGGUCGUCGAGGAGGAGAAGCGGUCGCUGCUGCGGAAGCUGGAGAGCGCGCGCGCCCUCGAGCAGGAGCUCCACGAAGAGCGCAUGCAGCGGCAGCGGCUCGAGACCGAACGGCGGGCCUGGGCGGCGUACCUGCAGACGGAAACCGAACACAGCAUGGACGGCGCGUCGUCGAGCGAGUUUGACUCGCCCGAGGCCGUGGCCAAGGCGUUGAUGGAGGCGCGGUACCGCACGGCCGAGCUGACGGAGAAGAUUGGCGCGCUGGAGCCCGAGAUGGCCCAGCGGGAUGCCGACAUCCGCGCACUGGAGAUGCAGAAGAAGGAGCUGGCUGCCGAGGUGGAGCGCCUCAAGGCAGCGCGUGCGUCCUCUGGAGGCGACGGCACACCCUCGUUUGGCACACCCACACUUGUGAAUGCCAGCACCAACGCCAACACCAACGCCAACGAAACCAAGCUUCGGGCCCGUCUCGAGCGCCAGCGCGCCCUUGCCGUCAAGGAAGUCGAGUAUCUGCGCGCCCAGCUCAAGGCGUUCGACACCGAGGACAUGACCUUCCACCCGGGUCAAUUUGACCAGCAAAAGGCCGACCGCAUUCAGCAGCUGGAGGAGCUCGUCGACAAGUACCGCGCCGAGGCCGAGGGCCUGCACAGGGACCUUGCAUCGCUGGAGGCGUCUGGCGGGCCCGCUGCGGCCGCUGCCCAGAUCGCCGGCACCAAGCGGUCGUGGACCGACGGCGGCAGCAGCAGCGGCAGUGGUGCGAACGGCACGGCGGGCAGCGACGAAGACGCCCAGGUCGGCCAGCUGGUGCGCAAGACGCGCAAGCUGCAGGACGAGCUGUCCGCGGCCCAGACGGCGCACCGCGUGCUCGAGACGGAGCUGGCCGUCACCCGAGAGCAGCUCGCGGCCGAGAAGCAGGCGGCCGGGGUGCGCGUGCUCGCGCUGCGGUCCAACCCGACGUCCGACUUUGAGGCCGUCAAGCGGUCCACGCUCGCGGCCCUGAAGCAGGAGAACGCCGAGCUGCUCGCCCACAUCCAGAGUCAUGCGGCUGCUGGCACGGCUGCUCAGAAAGCGCUCAAGAGCGGUGCGCGGGCGCCCCUGUCGGCCCUCCCUCCACCGUCAACGGCAGCGCCCCCGUUUACGACCGUCCCCAUGUCGGUGCUCGCCGCCGCCCAGCGCGAGAUCGCCGACGCGCAAGCUGAGACGGCGUCUGCGCAAAAGGCCAGCCGCCGGCUCAAGGAGGUCUGGGCGGCCAAGUCGGCCGAGUUCAAGGAGGCCGUCGAGAGCACCCUGGGCUGGCACGUCACCUUCAUUCCCAACGGCAAGAUGCGCGUCGAGAGCGUGUACUACCCGAGCCUCAGUGCCGAUGAGAACGAAAACAGCAUCGUCUUUGACGGCGAGCGGGGCACCAUGAAGGUCGGCGGCGGCCCGCGGAGCGCGUUUGCGCAGCGGAUCGACGACCAGAUCCGGUUCUGGGUGCGGGAGAAGGGCUGCAUCCCCGGGUUCUUGGCGGCCCUGACGCUCGAGUUUUGCGAAGAGCAGACGCGGACGUCGACCGUGACGACGGGACGAUAA
Messenger RNA from Sporothrix schenckii 1099-18, 2622 nucleotides. Its product is annotated as mitotic spindle assembly checkpoint protein MAD1. The transcript has a single exon. Gene Ontology annotation, biological process: attachment of mitotic spindle microtubules to kinetochore; mitotic spindle assembly checkpoint signaling. Lineage: Eukaryota; Fungi; Ascomycota; Sordariomycetes; Ophiostomatales; Ophiostomataceae. The record is from RefSeq and is a predicted model, not a curated record. Gene Ontology annotation, cellular component: mitotic spindle; nuclear envelope; kinetochore. The coding region runs from base 1 to 2622 and encodes 873 amino acids.